This is a messenger RNA of Coniosporium apollinis CBS 100218, 771 nucleotides long. Its product is annotated as hydroxyacylglutathione hydrolase. NCBI's taxonomy places the organism in Eukaryota, Fungi, Ascomycota, Dothideomycetes. Bases 1 to 771 code for a protein of 256 amino acids. The transcript has 2 exons. Gene Ontology annotation, molecular function: hydroxyacylglutathione hydrolase activity. The record is from RefSeq and is a predicted model, not a curated record.
AUGCACAUCCAAUCGAUCCCCAUGUGGACCGGCAGCGGCAACAACUACGCCUACCUCAUCAGCGACAGCAGCACCAAAGACGCCGUGCUGAUCGACCCGGCACACCCCCCCGAAGUCCUCCCCGCCGUGCGGCCGCAAACCCAAGACAACAGCAUCAAGCUGACCUCGAUCAUCAACACGCACCACCACCACGACCACGCUGGCGGCAACGCCGAGAUGCUCAAGACGUACAAAGUCCCCGUAAUCGGCGGCCGCGACUGCGCGAGAGUGACCAAGACGCCCCGGCACGGCGAGACGUUUACGGUCGGCAAGGACAUCCGCGUCACGGCGCUGCACACGCCGUGCCACACGCAGGACAGCAUCUGCUACUUCAUGGAGGACGAUGCGAGCGACGAGCGGGUCGUGUUUACGGGGGACACACUGUUUAUUGGCGGCUGUGGGCGGUUCUUUGAGGGCACGGCCGAGGAGAUGCAUAAGGCGCUCAAUGAGACGUUGGCGGGGUUGCCGGAUGACACAAGGGUUUAUCCGGGGCAUGAGUAUACGAAGGGGAACGUUAAAUUUGGGGUUACAGUGCUGCAGAAUGAGGCGAUCAAGAAGCUGGAGGAGUUUGCGAAUAAUAAUAAGCAGACACAGGGGAAGUUUACUAUUGGGGAUGAAAAGCAACACAACGUCUUCAUGAGGGUCGAUGACCCCGCCGUUCAGAAGGCCGUUGGCAGCAGCAAGCCCGUGGAGGUGAUGGCGAAACUACGGGAGAUGAAGAACAACUCGUAA